CUGAUUCCAUGUGCCCUGGCACUUCACAAGCACAUUGCUCACUUCUUUAUUCUCUCUCUCUCUCUCUCUCUCUCUCUUGUACUCAUUCCCCUGCAUUUUAUUUCCAUGCUGUUGCUUCCUGGGCUGCAGUGAAGGAAGGAGGAGCUGUGAGAACACGGUGGAGAGCUCACUGUCACAGCAUUCUUGCUUAGCCAUUGCCUGCUCACUUCUCAGCAAGGCUGACAAGAGUUUAGUUUUUUUUACAGUUUGUAAAUAUUUAUUUUUACAAAGACUUACAGAGGAAAAGGAGAGAGAAAAGCAAACAGGAAGAGAGUUCUGAACAGAAAGGACCUGGCAGCAGACACUGCCACUGAAGUUUUUUGAAGAGAAGUUACUUUUUCUUUUGUUUUUCCUUUGAAGCAGAUUCUUUUUGAUUUAUAUAUUUUUUUCUUCGUACAUUUUUGGACGCACAUUGAAAGAAGAUGGUGGCUGGAAUGUUAAUGCCAUUGGAGAAGUUGCGGGCCAUUUAUGAGCUGCUGUUUCGGGAUGGGGUGCUGGUGACCAAGAAGGACAAACGCCCGCAGAGCCUUCACCCAGAGGUCCCGGAGCUCACCAAUCUGCAGGUGAUCAGAGCGAUGGGCUCCCUCAAAUCCAGAGGCUACGUGCGUGAGACCUUCGCCUGGAGGCACUUCUACUGGUACCUCACCAACGAGGGCAUCGUCUACCUGCGGGAUUACCUGCGUCUGCCGCCCGAGAUCAUUCCAUCGUCUCUGCAGAGGGUGCGCCGGCCUGCCUCCACCCUGAAUGUGGCCCGAAGGACAGCGCGGGUCCAGAUUAUAGAAGGCCCCACUUCUUAUGCUCCAAAACCGUCAUGCAGAGCUGAAGCGGAGGGUCUGGAUUCACUUAUGGAUCGACAGGGGUACCGGAGGAAAAAGGUGGCUAUGGAGGAAGAGGAGAGUAAGACCCAGGUAUCUGCAGUGAGAGCUUCUCAGCCACCCCGCGAGCUCCACACCUCUAAACCAGCAUCUGCUGCUGAAGGAUCAGCCUCCUUCAUGGAUCGACAGAGUAGUCACAAGGAGAAGGUGGUGGUGGUACAGGAAACGUUUCAAAUCAAGAACGUUUCUGCAGGGACAGGAUCACAGAAGGCCCCCAAGACCCACACCUCUAAACCAGCAGAAUGGGGAGCAGAGGACCAGGUUUCUCUCAUGGAUAAUCAGGGAGACCGUAAGGAGGUGACAGUGAUACAGGAAAGGAUCACAGUUCACAGUUCUGCAGGAGCAAUCACCAAAAAGGCCUCAGCAGUGAGUGUAUCCCAGGAGGCCCCCAAGCUGCAAGUCAAUAAACAACCCUCGAGAACCAGCACCAAAGCACCGGCCCUUGUCUCAGAUCAUCAGGAGACACUCAAGAAAGAGGUGAAAGUGCUAGAAGAAGAGAAUAAAGUUCAAAAGAGCUUAGUGAAAUAUUCCCGGGACACCCCUAAACCAUGCUUGGGAGACGGUGUCUGGGAUCGUCAGGAGCCUCUUAAGAAGGAGGUGAAGGAAGCUGAGAAAAAAAUGAAAGUGCAGACGGGUUGUUUAAAACAUUCUCCACCACCUCCAGGGCCAGCCACCCCCAAAUCAUCUUCUGGAGCAGGUGCUGAGAGCCCAGCCUCUAUGUUGGAAGGUCAGGAGCCAUCUAUAAAGGAUGUGAAGGUAGAGGAGGAAAAUAUUAAAAUACAGAAAAGCUCAGUGAAAGCUUUUCAGCCACUCCCCAAGCUGGGCUCCUCUAAAUCAGCAAGCACUGAGGCCCCAGCCCCAACCUUGGAUCAGGAGCCACUGAAGGAGGUGAAGAUAGCAGAGGAAAAGAUUACAGUGGAGAAGAGCUCAGUGAAAGGUUGCCAGCCCAAACCAGUCACCCCAAAGCCAUCUUCAGGAGCUCAGGGCCAGGACUUCAUAUUGAUUCAGAAUGAUGUGACGGUGGUGGAGGAGAGCAUUCUGAUUCAGAAUGUUACAAUAUUGAAGAACAAAGAGCUCUUUACAAAGACUGAAACCCAGGAGACCACUGAACUAUACACUCCUAAGCCCAACUCAGAGGCUCCGUCUGGCUCUACAGAGGAUCAGUGGUCUUGUGAGGAAAAGAUUCAGGUCCAAAAGGUCUCAGCAGUGAGUGAAACCCAACAGGCCCCUGAACCAUCAGGCCCCUCUAAACCAUCACUGGGAGCUGAACAGACUGCCUCUAAACCAUCACUGGGAGCUGGACAGACUGCCUCUAAACCAUCACUGGGAGCUGAACAGACUGCCUCUAAACCAUCACUGGGAGCUGAUUCUAAGGUCCCGGGCUCCAUCUCGCAUCACCAGGAACAGGACCUGAUGGGAAUGGAGGAAGUACAAGAGAACACUGCAGUGGGAGGAUCUGAUAUGAACCCAGAGCCUAUCACUGUGGAAGAUGAACGAGACAGAGUGCAGAAGAAGACUUUCACGAAAUGGGUGAACAAGCACCUGAUGAAGGCCCAGCGCCACAUCAGUGACCUGUAUGAAGACCUCAGAGAUGGACACAACCUGAUCUCGCUGCUGGAGGUCCUCUCGGGGGAGAACCUGCCCCGGGAGAAAGGGCGUAUGCGUUUCCACAAGCUGCAGAAUGUACAGAUGGCACUGGACUUCCUCAAACACCGCCAGGUUAAACUGGUGAAUAUCCGAAAUGAUGACAUUGCAGACGGAAACCCCAAACUGACCCUGGGGCUGAUCUGGACCAUAAUCCUCCACUUCCAGAUCUCUGAUAUCCAGGUGUGCGGGCAGUCGGAUGACAUGACAGCCAAAGAGAAGCUCCUGCUGUGGUCCCAGAGAAUGGUGGAGGGCUACCAGGGUCUGCGCUGUGACAACUUCACCACCAGCUGGAGGGACGGCAAGCUCUUCAACGCAGUGAUCCACAAGCACAGGCCGAUGCUGAUCGACAUGAAGAGAGUGUACCGACAGACGAACCAAGAGAACCUGGAGCAGGCCUUCACCGUGGCAGACAGGGAGCUGGGGGUCACCCGACUGCUGGACCCAGAAGACGUGGACGUCUCCAAUCCUGAUGAGAAGUCCAUCAUUACAUAUGUCUCCUCUCUCUACGAUGCCAUGCCACGCGUCCCUGACGUCCAGGAUGGGGUCAAAGCCAACGAACUGGAGCUCCGAUGGCAGGAGUACUAUGAGCUGGUCACCUUACUGCUGCAGUGGAUUCGACACCAAGUCAUCGUCUUGGAAGAGAGGAAGUUCCCCAGCAGCUAUGAGGAGAUAGAGAUCCUGUGGCGGCAGUUCCUGAGGUUCAAGGAAACUGAACUCCCAGCUAAGGAGGCUGACAAGAAUCGCUCCAAGCUCGUCUACAAGUCCUUUGAGGGUGCUGUGCAGUCCGGACAGGUCAAGGUCCCUCCCGGUUACCAUCCCAUCGACGUUGAGAAGGAAUGGGGCCGCCUCCACGUGGCGAUACUGGAGAGAGAGAGGCUGCUCAGGACAGAAUUCGAGAGGCUGGAGAGGCUCCAGAGAAUCGUCAGUAAGAUCCAGAUGGAGUCAGGGGUGUGUGAGGAGCAGCUGAACCAGGUGGACUCUCUCUUACAGAUGGAUAUCCGUAUGCUGAAUGCUGGGAAAGUGCCUCAGAACUCGGGUGAGACCGAGAAGGAGCUCGACAAAGCGGACGGGAUGAUCCGCCUCCUCUUCAACGACGUGCAGGCCCUGAAGGAUGGGCGCCACCCCCAGGCUGAGCAGAUGUACAGGAGGGUUUACCACCUCCAUGAACGCUUGGUGGCUCUGCGCACCGACUACAACCUGCGGCUCAAGGCUGGUGCUUCACAGUCUUCGAUCACCAUGACUCAGCAGAGCAUGACCCAGCACAGCUCACGGCAGAGAUCGGAGCUGGAUGAUGUGACGCUGCACUACGUUCAGGACCUGCAGGGCUGGGUGGAGGAGAACCAGAGGCGUAUCGACGGGGCUGAGUGGGGGGUCGACCUGCCCUCUGUGGAGUCCCAGCUAGGCAGCCAUCGAGGCUUGCACCAGUCCAUUGAGGACUUCCGCUCCAAGAUCGAGCGGGCACGCGCUGACGAGAAUCAGCUGUCCCCUAUCAGCAAGGGUUCCUACAGAGAAUACCUCGGGAAGCUGGAUCUACACUAUGCUAAGCUGCUGAAUUCCUCCAAGUCACGCCUCCGUCACCUGGACAACCUCCACGGCUUUGUGUCUUCAGCCACCAAAGAGUUAAUGUGGCUAAACGACAAGGAGGAGGAAGAGGUGAACUAUGACUGGAGUGACCGCAACACCAACAUGUCGGCCAAGAAAGACAACUACUCGGGUCUGAUGCGAGAGCUGGAGCAGAAAGAGAGGAAGAUCAACAGCACUCAGGCCACUGGAGAGCAGCUGCUGAAGGAGGGAAACCCUGGCAGGAAGACUGUCGAGGCAUUCAUGGCAGCUCUCCAGACACAAUGGAGCUGGAUACUGCAGCUGUGCUGCUGCAUUGAGGCGCACCUCAAGGAGAACACGGCCUACUUCCAGUUCUUCUCAGAUGUGAAAGAGUCUGAGGAGUACCUGAAGAAGAUGCAGGAGUCCAUGAAGAAGAAGUACAGCUGUGACCGGACGGUCACCGUCACCCGUCUGGAGGACCUGCUGCAGGAUGCCAUGGAUGAGAAGGAGCAGCUCAAUGAGUACAAAGGACAGCUGGCCGGUCUCAACAAGCGUGCGAAGACCAUCGUUCAGCUCAAGCCUCGCAAUGCUGCCAACCCUUUGAAGAGCAAGCUUCCUCUCCAGGCUGUGUGUGACUUCAAGCAGAUGGAGAUCACUGUUCACAAGGGGGACGAGUGUGUUCUGCUGAAUAACUCCCAGCCCUACAAGUGGAAGGUGCUGAAUGCUUCCGGUAACGAAGCUGUGGUGCCGUCUGUCUGCUUCCUCAUCCCACCUGCCAACAAGGAGGCCCUUGAUGCAGUCAGCAGCCUGGACUCCAGCCACCAGAAGCUGGUGACCAUGUGGCAUCACCUGCACAUCGAUAUGAAGAGCAUGCUGUCUUGGCAGUACCUGAUUCGGGACAUCCAGCAGAUCAAGUCCUGGAACAUCACCAUGUUCAAGACCAUGAAGCCGGAGGAGUACACACUGAUCCUGCGCAAUCUGGAGCUGCACUACCAGGACUUCAUGCGGGACAGCCAGGACUCGCAGCUCUUCGGGGCUGAUGACCGCAUGCAGAUAGAGAGUGACUACAGCAGGACGUCGCAGUACUAUGACAGGCUGCUCCGCACGCUCGAGAAAGGGGAACAUGACGAGUCCGUGUGUAAGAGCUUCAUCACCCAAAUGAAGGAUAUCCGUCUGCAGCUGGAGGGCUGCGAGUCCCACACCAUCCACAAGAUCCACUCUCCCCUUGACAAGGACCCCCUGAAGGACUGUUUCCAGAGGAUCGCUGAGCAGAAGCAAAUUCAAGUGGAGCUGGAGGGGAUCAAGAAGAACCUGAACAAGGUGACUGAGAAGACAGAAGCCGUCCUGGCCUCUCCCGAGCAGUCGGUUUCUGCCCCGGUCUUGCGUUCUGAACUGGACGUCACCCUGCAGAAGAUGGACCAGGUCUACAGCCUGUCCACUGUCUAUCUGGACAAGCUGAAGACCAUCGACCUGGUGAUCCGCAGCACACAAGAGGCCGAGGAACUGGUCAAGAAGUACGAGGACCGUCUGAGAGAGGUCAACAACGUUCCUGCUGACGCCAAGGAGCUGGAGACCUACCGCACGCAGCUCAAGAAAACCCGCAGCGAGGCUGAGGGACGCCAGCCUGUGUUUGACGGUCUGGAGGCCGAGCUGACCAGUGCUUCAGCAGUGAGCGAGCGCCUGUCCCGCGUGCACAGCGAGCGCGACCUCGACCUGGAUCGAUACCGCCUGUGUGUGAGCAGCCUGCUGGAGCGCUGGCAGGGCAUCUUCACACAGCUAGACCUGCGCCAGCGUGAGCUGGAGCAGCUGGGCCGCCAGCUCCGCUACUACCGUGAGAGCUACGACUGGCUCAUCACCUGGAUCACUGACGCCAAGCAGCGGCAAGAGAACAUCCAGGCUGUGUCCAUCAGCAACAGCAAGACGCUGAAGGAGCAGCUGACUCAGGAGAAGAGACUACUGGAAGAGAUCGAGAAGAACAAAGACAAGGUGGAUGAGUGCCAGAAAUACGCCAAGGGGUACAUCGACACAAUCAAGGACUAUGAGCUUCAGUUGGUGACGUACAAAGCCAUGGUGGAACCACUGGCCUCUCCUGUCAAGAAGACCAAAGUGGAAUCUGCUGCUGAUAACAUUAUCCAGGAGUAUGUAACCCUGAGGACCCGCUACAGUGAACUGACUACCCUAACCAGCCAGUACAUCAAGUUCAUCACAGAGACCCAGCGACGCCUGGAGCAGGAUGAGAAGGCAGCUGUGAAACUUAAAGAGGAGGAGAUGAGAAAGAUGGCAGAAAUGCAAGCUGAGUUAGACAAGCAGAAGCAGUUGGCCGAGGCUCAUGCCAAAGCUAUUGCCAAGGCUGAGAAAGAGGCCCAGGAGCUGAAGCUCAAGAUGCAGGAGGAGGUCACCAGGAGAGAGGCGGUGGCUGUUGAUGCUGAGCAACAGAAGCAGAACAUCCAGCAGGAGCUGCAGCAGCUCAAGAACAACUCGGUCACGGAAAUCAAGUCCAAGACCCAGCAAGUGGAGGAAGCCCUUUCAAGCCGCACCAGGAUUGAGGAGGAAAUCCGGCUGAUCAGGAUUCAGUUGGAGACUACCGUCAAGCAGAAAUCUAAUGCUGAAUCUGAGCUUCAGCAGCUGAGGCAAAGGGCCGAGGAGGCGGAGAGGCAGAGAAAAGCCGCCCAGGAAGAGGCUGAAAAACUCCUCAAACAGGUGAAAGAAGAGUCCCAGAAAAAGCGUCAGGCUGAGGAAGAGCUGAAGAAAAAAGUAGAAGCAGAAAAAGAAGCUGCCAGGCAAAAGCAAAAGGCUAUGGAGGACCUGGAGAAACUGAAAAUGCAGGCGGAAGAGGCAGAACGAAGGAUGAAACAAGCAGAGAUAGAAAAGGAUAGGCAAUUUAAGGUUGCCCAAGAGGUAGCACAAAAGAGUGCUGCGGCAGAGCUUCAGAGCAAACGCAUGUCCUUCGCUGAAAAGACAGCACAGUUGGAACAGUCUCUUAAGCAGGAGCAUGUCACUGUCACUUACCUUCAGGAGGAGGCGGAGCGUCUCAAGAGGCAGCAGGAGGAGGCAGAUAAUGCCAGAGAGGAAGCAGAGAAAGAACUAGAAAAAUGGAGACAGAAGGCCAACGAGGCCCUCAGAUUGAGGCUCCAAGCAGAGGAAAUAGCCCAUAAGAAGAGCCUGGCACAAGAGGAUGCGGAAAAACAGAAAGAGGAGGCUGAGCGAGAAGCCAAGAAGAGAGCCAAGGCUGAGGAAGCUGCCUUGAGGCAAAAAGAGAUGGCGGAGCAUGAGCUGGAGAAGCAGAGGCAAAUUGCAGAGGGCACCGCUCAGCAGAAACUAUCAGCUGAACAGGAACUCAUCCGACUGAGAGCUGAGUUUGAACACGGUGAACAGCAGAGAUCCCUACUUGAGGAAGAGCUUUACCGCCUCAAAAAUGAGGUCAACGAGGCAGUGCAACAAAGAAAACUGCUGGAAGACGAACUAACCAAAGUUAGGGCUGAAAUGGAGAUCCUCCUUCAGUCAAAGUCUAAGGCUGAAAAGGAGACGAUGUCUAACUCUGAGAAGAGCAAGCAGCUGCUUGAGGCUGAGGCCGCUAAGAUGAGGGAGCUUGCUGAAGAGGCCAUGAAGCUUCGGUCUAUCUCUGAAGAGUCCAAGAAACAGAGGCAACUAGCAGAGGAGGAAGCAGCUCGACAGAGAGCAGAGGCUGAAAGAAUCCUAAAGGAAAAGCUGGCCGCAAUCAACGAAGCCACACGCUUAAAAACAGAAGCAGAGAUCGCCCUGAAAGAGAAAGAGGCUGAAAAUGAGCGCCUGAGAAGGCAGGCAGAAGAUGAGGCUUACCAAAGAAAGAUCCUGGAGGAGCAAGCAUCCCAACACAAGCAAGAUAUUGAGGAGAAGAUUCAUCUUCUCAAGAAGUCUUCAGAGUCUGAACUGGAGAGGCAGAAGGCUAUAGUGGAUGAGACUUUAAAACAGAGGAGGAUUGUCGAGGAAGAGAUACGGAUACUGAAGAUCAGCUUUGAGAAAGCCUCAUCCGGCAAGCUGGACCUGGAGCUGGCACUAAACAAACUGAAAAACAUUGCAGAUGAGACACAGCAUAGUAAGGAGCAGGCUGAGAAAGAAGCUGAAAAGCAACGUCAGCUGGCUCUUGAGGAAGAAAACAGACGUAAGGAGGCAGAAGAGAAGGUGAAGAAGAUUGCGGCUGCUGAGGAAGAAGCUGCCCGUCAACACAAGGCAGCUCUGGGUGAAGUUGAACGCCUCAAGAAGAAAGCCGAGGAGGCUAGGAAGCAGAAAGAACUUGCUGAGAAAGAGGCAGAGAAGCAGAUUCAGCUAGCACAACAGGCUGCCGAGAAACGCAUUGCUGCUGAAGAGAAGGCCCACAUUGUUCUUGUGCAGCAGAAAGAACAGGAGCUAAUGCAGACCAGGAUGCAGGAACAGUCCAUCCUGGAUAAGCUGAAGGAGGAUGCAGAAAAAGCCAAGAAGAUGGCAGAAGAAGCAGAAAAGGCUAAACAGAAGGCACAGCAGGAAGCGGCCCGUUUCCGACAGCAAGCUGAAGAGGCUGAGCGUCAGAAGCAAGCAGCUGAAGUUGAAGCCACCAACCAAGCUGAGGCCCAACACAAUGCAGAACAACGGCGAAAGGAAGCAGAGUUUGAGGCAGCUAAGCGUGCCCAGACUGAGGCUGCAGCUUUGAAACAGAAGGAAUUAGCAGAUGCUGAGAUGGAGAAGCACAAAAAGCUUGCAGAACAAACUGUGAAGCAAAAGGCUCAAGUUGAGAAAGAACUGACAAAGGUGAAGCUACAGCUGGAAGAGACAGAUACACAGAAGGGCCUUCUGGAUGAGGAGCUGCAUCGCCUCAAGGAUGAAGUUACUGACGCUGUCAGACAGAAAGCUCAAGUUGAAGAGGAGUUGUUCAAGGUCCGAAUCCAAAUGGAGGAGCUCAUAAAACUGAAGAUCAGAAUUGAGAAUGAAAACCAGAUGCUGAUGAAAAAAGACAAGGACAGCACCCAACAGUUCCUGCAAGAGGAGGCAGAAAAUAUGAAAAAGCUGGCAGAGGAAGCCGCCCGCCUCAGCGUGGCAGCCCAAGAGGCUGCUCGUUUGAGGCAGAUAGCAGAAUCUGACUUGGCUCAACAGCGGGCCCUUGCAGAGAAAAUGUUGAAAGAGAAAAUGCAGGCCAUCCAAGAGGCAUCCAGACUGAAAGCAGAGGCAGAGAUGCUCCAGAGACAGAAAGACCUAGCCCAGGAGCAGGCCCAGAAGCUCUUGGAGGACAAGCAGCAGAUGCAGCAACGACUAGAAGAGGAGACAGAAGGGUUCCAAAAAACCCUGGAGGCCGAGCGCAGGAGACAGCUGGAGAUCACAGCUGAGGCAGAGAAGCUAAAGCUAAAGGUGUCUCAACUGAGUGAUGCUCAGUCCAGAGCUGUGGAGGAAGCCAAGAAGUUCAAGAGGCAGGCAGAUGAGAUCAGUUCUCGUCUCCAUGAGACUGAGCUCUUCAACAAACAGAAAUUUGCUGUGGUAGAGAAGCUGGAGGUCCAACGACUCCAGAGCAACAAAGAGUCCGAUGACCUCCGCAGAGCCAUCGCUGAACUUGAGAAAGAGAAGGCAAAACUGAAAAAAGAAGCUAAUGACUUACAGAAGAAAACUGCAGAGAUGGCAGUUGCCCAGCAGGAACAGAUCAAGCAGGAGACUCAUAUUCUUCAAAAGACUUUCAUAACAGAAAAGGAGAUGCUCAUAAAGAAGGAGAAAUUUAUUGAGGAAGAGAAAUCAAAGCUGGAAAAACAGUUUGAGGAGGAGAUGAAAAAGGCCAAGGCUCUUAAAGAUGAGCAGGAGCGGCAGAGGAAGCAGAUGGAGGAGGAGAAGAAGAAGCUUCAGUCCACCAUGGACGCCGCUCUGAAGAAACAACAAGAUGCCGAGGAGGAGGUCCGCAGCAAACAGAAUGAGCUACAGGAGCUGGAGAAGAAAAGACUGGAGCAGGAGAAAUUGCUGGCUGAGGAGAACCGGAAACUACGUGAAAAAUUGCAGCAGCUCCAGAGUGUAAAUGGCGGGGACGCAGUUGAUUCAUUGGGCAGCCCCAAGCAAAAUGGAGAAGCAGGACCAGCUUUUGAUGGCAUUCGUGAAAAGGUCCCUGCCAGCAGACUUCUUGCAGUUGGAAUCUUGAACAUAAAGCUUAUGGAUAAACUGAAGAAAGGUCAAACCACUGUGGAAGAACUCGCCAAGACUGAGAACCUGAAGAAUUACCUGCAAGGAAAGAACAGCAUUGGGGGAGUCUUGCUAAAGCCAAACCAGAAAAUGAGCCUUUAUCAAGCUUUAAAGAAUAAAAUAAUUACACCAGGGACUGCCAUGAUCCUGUUGGAAGCCCAAGCUGCCUCUGGGUACAUUAUUGACCCAAUAAAGAAUAAAAAGCUUUCAGUCGAUGAAGCUGUAAAAGAGGGCCUAAUUGGACCAGAGCUGCACAACAGUAUGCUCUCAGCAGAAAGAGCAGUCACAGGCUAUAAAGAUCCCUACACAGGUAACAAGAUCUCCCUCUUCGAAGCCAUGAAAAAGGGCCUGAUUAUAAAGGAACAUGGCAUUCGCCUGUUAGAGGCACAGAUAGCUACAGGUGGCAUAAUUGACCCAGUGAACAGCCACCGUGUACCAAUUGAGACUGCAUAUAAGCUGGGCUUCUUUGACGCAGAAAUGAACAAGAUCUUGUCUGACCCGAGUGAUGACACCAAAGGAUUUUUUGAUCCAAACACUCAGGAAAACCUCACUUACCUGCAGCUGAUGGAGAGAUGUGUAACAGAUCCCGAAACCGGUCUUUACCUCCUUCCUAUAACAGAGAAAGCAGCCAAAAGUGAGCAAACCUACACAGAUGAAGAAACGAAAGAUGUGUUUAGAAAAGCCACUGUCUCCGUUCCAUUUGGGAGAUUCAAGGGCAAGACUGUCACCAUAUGGGAAAUCAUCAACUCUGAGUAUUUCACUGAGGAGCAAAGAAGGGAUCUCAUUCGGCAGUACAAGACAGGGAAAAUCACUGUGGAGAAAAUAAUCAAGAUCAUCGUCACAGUGGUGGAAGAGGGCGAGAAAAAGAAACAAGUUGCAUUUGAGGGUCUUCGGACUUCUGUCCCCGCGAAUGAACUCUUGGAGUCCAAAAUCAUUGACAAAGACUUGUACAACCAGUUACACCAGGGCAAAAAAUCUAUUAAGGAUGUGUCUGAGCUGGAGCCAGUUAAGAAGUGCCUGAGAGGUACAAACAGCAUUGCUGGGGUUGUGAUCGAGUCAACCAAGGAGAAGUUACCCAUUUAUCAGGCCAUGAAGAAAGACUUUCUGCGACAGGGGCCUGGACUUGCUCUCUUAGAGGCCCAAGCUGCCACUGGCUAUAUUAUCAACCCAGUCACCAAUGAGAAGCUUACUGUUGAUGAGGCUGUCAAAGCACGUCUUGUUGGCCCUGAGCUGCAUGAUAAGCUGCUAUCUGCAGAGAGAGCUGUGACUGGGUUCAAGGAUCCUUACACUGGAAGCACUGUCUCCUUGUUCCAGGCCAUGCAAAAGGCCCUGAUUCACAAAGACCAGGGAAUACGUUUGCUAGAUGCCCAGUUGGCAACCGGAGGUGUCAUUGACCCGGUCAAAAGCCAUCGUGUUCCAGUGGAUAUUGCCUGCAAGCGUGGAUAUCUUGAUGAUGAGAUGAACAAGAUCCUCUCAAAUCCAACCGAUGACACUAAAGGUUUCUUUGACCCUAACACACAGGAGAAUGUGACAUAUCUACAGCUGAUGAAAAGAUGUGUCAUGGACAAAGACACUGGUCUCUGCUUGCUGCCCCUCUCAGAGAAAGCUAUUAAAGCCAAGGAAGAGCAGACACGCUCUGAUAUCCAGACUAAAGAAGCUCUGAACCAGGCUACGGUGGAGGUGCAAUCUGGACCCUUCAAAGGAAAAAGAGUGACCAUCUGGGAAAUCAUCAACUCUGAAUAUUUGACAGAAGAACAAAGGAUUGAGCUGAUUAGACAGUACAGGACAGGCAAGAUGACUAUGGAAAAUAUCAUUAAGCUUGUGAUUACUAUCAUUGAUGAAACAGAGACCAAGAAACAACAGCAGGUUAGCUUUAAUGGCCUGAGAGCGCAAGUCCCAGCUAGCUCAUUGUUUGACUCCAAUAUUAUUGACAAAGCUACAUACGACCAGCUCCAGCAGGGUAAGAAGACACCAAAAGAAGUCUCUGAAAUCGAUUCAGUGAAGAAAUACCUGCAAGGGACCAACAGCAUUGCUGGCAUCUAUGUGGAGCCUACAAAAGAAAAAUUGACCAUUUACCAAGCUAUGAAUAAACAUUAUAUAAGACCAAGCACAGCUGUUGGUUUGCUGGAAGCACAAGCAGCUACUGGAUUUAUAAUUGAUCCAAUCAAAAACCAAAAGCUCACAGUACAUGAUGCUGUCAAGGCAGGUAUUGUUGGCCCAGAACUCCAUGAAAAACUUCUCACCGCUGAAAAAGCAGUAACUGGUUACAAAGAUCCUUAUACUAGAAAUAAAAUCUCUGUCUUCCAAGCAAUGCAGAAGGAUCUGGUCCUAAAAGAACAAGCAAUUAGACUCCUGGAAGCUCAGAUUGCCACUGGGGGCAUCAUUGAUCCAGUAAACAGCCACCGUGUGCCUAUUGAGGUGGCCUACAAACGGGGAUAUUUUGACCAAGAAAUUAACAAGAUGCUCUCUCACCCUUCAGAUGAUACCAAAGGUUUUGUUGAUCCAAACACUAAUGACAAGCUCACCUACCAGCAGCUGAAAGAAGGGUGCAUUAGAGACCCUGACACUGGACUCUGCUUUAUCCUACUUAAAAAGACAGAGGCACCAUCAGUGGUGGAGAAGACUUUUAUGUACACUGAAGAACAAACCAUGAACGAAUUUGACAAAACCCAAGUUGAAAUUCCUCUUGAUAGCCAUGCUGGGAAGUCAAUGUCCCUCUGGGAUGUCAUGAACUCUGACCUAAUUCCAGAAGAGGAAAGGAUUAAACUUUUGGAAGAGUAUCGGUCAGGCAGUAUCACAAAGGAACGCAUGGUCAUUAUCAUUAUUGAAAUUAUUGAGCAGAGAGAGAUCAUUAGGCAUGAACAGAGCAUUUCUUGUGAUGUUAUCCGACGCAAGAUUACUAUUGAAGAACUAUACAGUGCCAGGAUCAUUGACCUUGAAACGUAUAACUUGCUCAAACAAGGAAAGAAGACCAUAAGAGAAAUCAUGGAAACUGAGAUUGUUAAACGUUACCUGUUUGGCACCGGCAGUAUUGCUGGUUUUCUGGCCUCAAACGAAAAGGUCAGCAUCUAUCAGGCAAUGAAGAGAGGUCUGAUUAAGCCUGAAGUAGCCUUUGGUCUUUUGGAAGCUCAAGCAGCAACUGGGUUCAUGAUUGACCCAGUAAAAGAUGAAAUGUUAACAGUUGACGAGGCUGUUAGAAAGAAUGUCGUUGGGCCAGAGAUCCAUGAUAAGCUCCUCUCAGCUGAGAGAGCAGUCACGGGUUACAGGGACCCUUACAGUGGGAAAACCAUCUCCCUUUUCCAGGCCAUGAAGAAAGACUUGAUCUCUGAAGAGUAUGCCCUCAAGUUACUUGAAGCUCAGUUUGCCACAGGUGGCAUCAUGGACCCAGAAUACAAUUUCCACUUGCCAACAGAAGUUGCCUUGCAACGGGGGUACAUGAAUAAGGAAACAAAUGAGAAGAUUUCUGAUCCAAGUGGGGAUAUCAAAGGCUACCUGGACCCUGUCACUGAGGAAAAGCUUUCCUAUGCUCAGCUGCUCAAGAGAUGCAAGAUUGACAUGGGCACCGGCCUCCGUCUGCUAUCGCUGUCAGAUAGGAGGUUGACGUUUAAAGGCUUGAGAAAGCAGAUUACCAUGGAAGAGCUUGUGCGUUCUGAGAUUAUAGAUCAGAAGACAGUUCAGCAGCUCCAGGAAGGUUUGACUACUGUUGAAGAAGUAAGCAGGAAACUUCAAAAUUACCUGGAAGGCACCAGCUGUAUUGCUGGAGUCUUUGUUGAAUCCACUAAAGAUCGCCUUUCAGUCUAUCAAGCAAUGAAGAAGAACAUGAUUAGGCCAGGGACUGCUUUUGAACUUCUGGAAGCUCAAGCUGCUACUGGAUAUGUGAUUGACCCAAUAAAGAACCAGAAGCUGACAGUCAAUGAGGCUGUCCUGAUGGGAAUUGUAGGCCCUGAGUUCAAAGAUAAACUGCUGUCUGCUGAGAGAGCUGUAACAGGUUACAGAGACCCAUAUUCUGGCAAAAUUAUUUCUCUGUUCCAGGCCAUGAAAAAAGGGCUGAUCUUAAAGGACCAUGGCAUCCGUCUUAUUGAAGCUCAGAUUGCUACUGGAGGUAUCAUCGAUCCAGAGGAAAGCCAUCGCUUGCCAGUAGAGGUGGCAUACAAACGCGGCCUGUUUGAUGAGGAGAUGAACAAGAUCCUUUCAGACCCCAGUGAUGACACAAAAGGUUUCUUUGACCCAAACACAGAGGAGAAUUUGACUUACCUGCAGCUGAUGGAGAGGUGCUUCACAGACCCUGAGACAGGCCUGGUCCUACUGUUUCUAAAAGAGAAGAAACGGGAAAGGAAGACUUCUUCUAUGUCUUCUGUCCGCAAACGCAGAGUGGUUAUUGUGGAUCCCGACACAGGCAAAGAGAUGUCUGUGUAUGAAGCUUAUCGCAAGGGACUUAUUGACCACCAGACCUACCUGGAGCUUUCAGAGCAGGAGUGUGAGUGGGAAGAAAUAACCAUCUCUUCCUCUGAUGGUGUGGUCAAAUCCAUAAUAAUCGACAGGAGGUCUGGCCGGCAGUAUGACAUUGAUGAUGCUCUUUCCAGAGGCCUCAUCAAUCAGUCUUCCUUGGAUCAGUAUCGCUCUGGUAGUCUCUCCAUCACAGAGUUUGCUGACAUGUUAUCAGGCAACAUGGGUGGGUUCCGUUCCAGAUCCUCCUCCAUCGGAUCAUCCUCCUCCUAUCCAAUGAGUCCCCUCCCAUCAAUCAGUACCCCUGCAACUACAUGGAGUGACCCUACUGAGGAAACAGGUCCAGUUGCUGGAAUCCUAGACACUGACACAUUAGAGAAGGUUUCCAUUACCGAAGCCAUUCACCGCAACCUAGUAGACAACAUCACUGGUCAAAGACUCUUGGAGGCCCAGUCUUGCACAGGAGGCAUAAUUGAUCCCAACACUGGGGAAAAGUUCCCUGUGGCUGAUGCCAUGAAUAAGGGGUUGGUGGACAAAAUCAUGGUGGACCGCAUCAACCUGGCCCAAAAGGCCUACCAUGGAUUUGAAGACCCAAGAACCAAGACAAAGAUGUCUGCUGCCCAGGCCUUAAAGAAAGGUUGGCUAUACUAUGAAGCUGGCCAACGCUUCCUGGAAGUCCAGUAUCUCACUGGCGGGUUGAUUGAACCUGAUGUGGCUGGCAGAGUCCAGCUGGAUGAGGCCAUCAGGAAGGGAACCUUGGAUGCCCGCACUGCACAGAAGCUCAGAGACGUCAGCGCUUACUCCAAAUACCUGACCUGCCCCAAAACCAAACUGAAGAUCUCCUACAAGGACGCCAUGGACAGGAGCAUGGUUGAAGAAGGCUCUGGGCUGCGUCUGCUAGAGGCCUCUUCAGAGUCAUCCAAAGGGCUGUACAGCCCCUACAACGCCAGUGCCUCUGGGUCAGCCUCCGGAUCCCGGUCCGGGUCCAGAACUGGAUCAAGAACAGGAUCAAGACGGGGCAGCUUCGAUGCCACUGGAACUCCAUUCUCCACGUCCUUCUCCUCAUCCUCCUACAGCUCCUCAAGCUAUGGUCGUCGAUACGACACCGGGCCUCUCAGUGGAUUGAGCUUGGAUAAGCUUGCACAAGGCCAUUACUAGUGCUGUAUAAAUCUUACUACCUUUCUAUCUUUUAUUUCUACCUGUUCAUCCUCUAUUCUAAACCAAACCAUUGGCUCAAAGAUUCAUUCAGUGCAGAAACAACACCUGUUUUUAUUGUUCUGUUUUGCUAGCCUUUUCAAUAAUAGCAUUUUAAUCAGUUUUAACUUUGAAUGACUAAUGUAACAUAUUUUUGUGACUAGCUACAGAACAUUUCCCACUAUACUUGACCUCAACCUUGAUCAAUUGCAUUUUCCAGCCUUAACUUCUUCAGAAAUUAUUUUUAUUACCUUUUUAUUAAGAUUAUUUUCUCUUAGCCACAUUUUAUGUUAAAAGAAUAUAUAUAUAUAUAUAUAUAUAUAUAUAUAUAUAUAUAUAUAUAUAUAUAUAUAUAUAUUCUUAUACAUAUACAGAAUAAACACACCAGCCACAUAAAAGACAACAUUUGGGAAAAGGAAAACACUGACAGUAAAUGCUUCAAGACACCAAGCUUUUACAUCUUCAAUAUAACACUGCUAUGGUUAGCCCUCUGUCAAGCCAAAGCAAGGACUCAAGCAAUUGUGCAGCCUCCAAACUUCAUGGAAAAACACAUAUUACCUACAUUCAUGUACGGCAAGACGUAUCACCAGCCUAUAACCUUUCAGCACCCUUCUCAGGAACCCCUCCUGUUCUCUAUAGAAAUACAUAGGGAUCCUGUUCUAUAGAAAUAGAUGGUGACUCUCCACCACUCAGGCCAAAGGAUAAAGCAUGCCUGCUGUAGCUCAAAAAAGCAAAUAAGACUUUGAAAUGUUGGAUUUGUGGCUUCAAUGACUGUGGAUGCAGUAAGAAGCAGGAGCUUCUUGAACCUUCAGGCUCUUCAGACUCUCCUAGGAGACUCAGUAUGAUGGAGGCAGUGCUACUCCUCUCUUUCUCCAUCCACUUACCUGAGUGAGAUUAGAAGCUGCCCAGAACAGAGGGGCUGCUCUGCAUAUCCUCAUUCAAGCAUUCCCCUCCUUCUCCCACCACAUCCCCUGCCUGAAGAGAAUCGAGACGUAUCACACCUUUGAGAAGCCUUGCGAUUCUCGGAACAAGCUGCAUGCUCCCUGUCCUGACCUGAACCCAGAAUCACUGUACACACUACAGCACACUCAAUAGACUGAGAUAAGAUAGCUUGCACAUGCCUUGCCUUCAGAAGCUACACUAUAUUACAUUGGCCAAUGCACUUUACAGCACCAGCUGAGGGUUAAUAUUGUCUGUGUUCAGUGUAUGGUAUAGACCCAAUACGUAAAAUGACUUGUGGUACUGUACAUAACAGUAAAUGAUCAUGACAGACAUUUGUGAACUUUCAAAACAUUUUGGAGUCCACUUUACAAAAUGGUAAUUUACUUUGAAAAUGUCAGCAUUAACUGCAAGAAUCUCACCAUGUGUUUUUUGUAUCUCAGAUUUCAAAUGUUUCAACAUGAGCUUAGCAUUGACACAAACAAGACAAAUCAAUUGGACAGUACUGUAUGUGUGGAGUAAAAAGCUAAAAAGGUGAAAUUUUACAGUAACUGGACUUGUAGGUUACACUUUGAGGCAGAACAGAGAGGCACAUGUUCUCCCUUUCAUCUAGAAUCCAGUGAACCCAUAGUGCGCCCUCCUGUGGCUGCACACAAACUCACACACACACUGUGUCUGGCCCAUCAACACACUACUGAAUAGACUCACCAAAGAAAUGUGCCUUCUAUCCAAAACUAGAGAAGGAAUAUUGCCAUCCAUGGCAUGGUUUUACUAAGUGUUAUCUUUAAUCGGUUAUUUAGCAUCUACUGUAGUAACAGGGAACCAAUAUUACUAUAAGAAGAAGAAUUUGAAAUGCAGUAAUAUCCUGUUCACUAAAAUCAGCUGCUGCAGCUAAACGGUACAGUGCUACUGUAGUAACUGGCAUUCAUGACUUGCUAAUUUAGUUUACCCCCAUUCACAAACUUUCUUUUUGUUUAUGCUGAAGGCUAUGUUAUAAUAUAAAAUGUUAUUUUUUCUUUAAAUCUUUAGCAUGUGGUUUUUAAUGAUUACAUUUUUUUAAUUAAUGUUUUAUAAUUACCGGUAACCCUUAUUUUAAAAUAGUGUAAUCUUGCCAUCAGUUUUCAUAUGUCUUAUGCAGGGAGAAAAAUCAAUCUUGGUUUAGUACUGGUUUACAUUAUUGGGCCACUGGAUGUUUAAGAAAGAAUAUACUACAUACAGCAUGCUUCAACAUAACGAAUCGGUCAUAUUUUGCUACAAAAUGCCAGAUUGUUUGUGAGUAGUAAUUUUGCAUACAAUUUGUGCCACACAUUUUCUCCUUGAUGCUAAAUCUUAGUAAACAAGAGUAACUAUGCCUGCCCCACUCCUUUCUCAAGGAUCUGAGAGCUUUAAAAUGGGUGGCCUUUUUCAUAGUGAGCUGACCCCAUGUGCUUUCCAAAUAGCAAUAGGUUUGUCAUGUAUGUACUGUUGUGCUCCUUAAAAGUGCCUGACUUCUAUAAUAAACAUGACAUACGUUUUUUUUUUCCAUCAUACUGUAUUUUUGAUAUUAUAUAUAAAGAUAUUUUUGCUUUGCAUGUUUUACUAACUCAGUAGUACAAUAGAUAUAUAUACAAAACAGAGCAAGAUAAUAAAGCCAUUUUAAGUAUAUAUGUAUCCACUUUUGUUCAAGCUGGUUUAUAUAAUUAAAAAAUACAUAAUUAUUCAGAAUUAAAUGGUUGAUUUUGCCCAUAAUAAUGAGGUUGUGUUGUUAUGGUUAGAAAGAAAUGAGAAAUCUGGUGUAUUUUUGAGUAUAACAAGAUAAUCUAAUGUAAAUAAACCAAUGUGCUGUAAACAA
Acipenser ruthenus (sterlet) is the source of this 18681-nucleotide messenger RNA. RefSeq names its product plectin-like. Gene Ontology annotation, biological process: hemidesmosome assembly; intermediate filament bundle assembly; wound healing. Bases 462 to 15875 code for a protein of 5137 amino acids. The transcript is spliced from 34 exons. NCBI's taxonomy places the organism in Eukaryota, Metazoa, Chordata, Actinopteri, Acipenseriformes, Acipenseridae. Gene Ontology annotation, molecular function: ankyrin binding; keratin filament binding; cadherin binding. Gene Ontology annotation, cellular component: cytoplasm; cytoskeleton; sarcolemma. The record is from RefSeq and is a predicted model, not a curated record.